Molecule: messenger RNA, 2857 nt
Organism: Pimephales promelas (fathead minnow)
Lineage: Eukaryota; Metazoa; Chordata; Actinopteri; Cypriniformes; Leuciscidae
Gene: alkbh5
Product: alkB homolog 5, RNA demethylase
Biological process (GO): mRNA export from nucleus; mRNA processing
Cellular component (GO): nucleus
Molecular function (GO): oxidative RNA demethylase activity
Source: RefSeq, a predicted model, not a curated record
CUGUCACUGGACCAGACCCUCAUGCUGUCUACGUGCAAGUCAUGACGCGCAUGCGCAGCCACUCAAACAGUUUUGGUUACACGAGUUUACGUUCUCUUCACGGCUCUGUAAAAUCCUGCUACUGCAGAAUAACUACGAUCUCUUGGAUACAUUAUAAUAAGCUGUUCAGCACAGCUUGUAGUAGUGACCAGAAGGCGUGCUAUUCAAACAACAUGCCGCUGUAAACCUGUGUCCACUGGAAGCUAGCUGUGCUACGUGCUAAUGUUAUGGGACUGAACCGCAGGAAAACGCCGCCUGUGAUUGACAGCACACUCUCUGCGUUGCGUUACACAUUCAGCCGGGUUGCUCGUGGAAUGGGGCAGUGGAAACUUUGGUUGGUUUAAUUUGCUCCAACAGGGAAAGAGGAAGCAGGAGGCGCCGCUCCAGGCCUUCGGUCACGUCGCACUCGACUUCAGUGACCGAUACUAUAUUAUAACAUGGGGACCUGAAGUGAAUUCAGCAAACAACAUUUAGCCGCAACAUUUCGGACUUUGCUCUUUAAAAUGGCCGGUUUUACGGAUUUGCGGGAGAAGCUGAAGUCGAUGACACCGCACAGGGACACAGUUUUCGAGCACAGCAACGGCGAGAAGCGCAAAUACCGCGAGUCGGACGACGACGAUGAUAGUGAGUACGAGGAGCGCAGGGACGCGGAGGCGCGCAAAGUGAAGAGCGGCAUUAAGCAAGCGAGUAUUUUCACGCAGGAGGAGUGCGCGCUCAUCGAGGCAAAGAUUGACGAGGUGGUUGCCAAAGCAGACAAGGGGCUCUACAGGGAGCACACGGUGGACCGGGCGCCCCUGCGGAACAAGUACUUCUUCGGGGAGGGCUACACAUACGGCUCGCAGCUCGAGAAGCGCGGCCCCGGGCAGGAGCGCCUGUACUCCAAAGGCGAGGUGGACGAGAUCCCGGACUGGGUGCACGAGCUGGUCAUCGAUCGCCUCGUGACGCACGGCGUCAUACCGGAGGGCUUCGUUAAUAGCGCCGUGAUUAAUGACUACCAGCCCGGGGGCUGCAUCGUGUCCCACGUGGACCCCAUCCACAUCUUCGAGCGACCGAUCGUGUCCGUGUCGUUCUUCAGCGAUAGCGCGCUCUGCUUCGGCUGCAAGUUCCAGUUCAAGCCCAUCCGGGUGUCCGAGCCCGUGCUGCACCUGCCCGUGAGGCGCGGCAGCGUCACUGUCCUCAGUGACUACGCGGCCGAUGACAUCACGCAUUGCAUCCGCCCACAGGACAUCAAGGAGAGGAGAGCUGUCAUCAUUCUCAGAAAAACAAGGCCUGAUGCCCCUCGCUUGGACUCCGAUUCACGGAGCCCGUCCAUCCACUCUUCUGAGAGACGACACAUACUCAAAGCCAAACGCUCACACCGCAAGGCUGACCCAGAUGCGGCACACAGGCCUCGUAUUUUAGAGAUGGACAAAGAGCUGCAGAGGCGUUCGCUCUCCUCCCGACAGAGACGUCACGGCGACAGCAGUUCAGAAAACUCCUGGAGGAGAACUGAAGAGAGAGAGCCGGGCUCGCGCCACACACACGACCACGCACCCACGCGACGAGUCAAGAUGAGGCGUCACUGAGACGCAAUCAGAACUCCUCAGACGCCUUUACGUUUGCUCAAGCCAACAGUGACUCAGUAGAAGAGAUGCUUCUGGUGUGUGUGCACUCAAGGACGUUAGACGCUGGCUGCUUGAUCUAUCUAUUCAGACAUAUCAAAAAUUAUACUUUAAUAUCCACUAUAUUUUGUUCUGUGUGUUUAAAGGAAAUGUACGGAAUAAAAAUACAUCUAAACUGACAUGGAAUUCAAUCAUAAUUCACCAUUUCACAACCGUCAUGCAUAUAUAGCUCAUUCACAUAAGAUCAAAUACAACUGUGUGUUGGUCCUCUUUUUCAAAGGGAGAUUUUUGAGAAGUAAACUUGGGUGAUUUUUUUUUCUUUUUUUUCUGGCUUUUAGAAUUUUGUUUAAUAAAUUCUAAAACAAGCUUAGAACAGGCCAUUGAAUAAUAAGUUUUGAUUUAUCAAAAUCCUGAAAGUCAGAGAAAGCGAGAGGGAAAACAAAUCGCACGCUUUGUUAAUGCUGACAGUUAAGUUAAUACCAUUAUGAUAAAAUGUGUAUUUGAUUUCCUCCCAGUAGCUUCUCAGUGCUUUUCCCCCCAGUGAAGGGUGGUAUAGCCAUGGUAACUAGUUCUGUUUGACAACCAUCCUGUUUAGAUGAUUUACUUCUGAUGAAAAGACUUCAUUCAUGCCAACAUUACAUCUGUCAUUCAAGGGCUGUAUGAGACUCAUGAUGGCAACCGUUCAUGUUUUAUUUAUGUUCAUACUGUUUAGUUCUGGGAUUGAAUGGAAGUGGCGAACAAGUAUGAAAAGAUGAUAAAGUGUGUCCCAUUGCAGUUUGUUUAAUAGAAAAAAUACGAUUGACUACAAAAGACUUCUUUGUAUUCAUUAGGCUGACAUGAGACUGUUUUUGUUUAAAGGUUGAAAACAUACGGAGUGGAUUUGGCUGCAUAAAAGAUUAAAAAGGCACUCUGUUUUGGAGGUUCUAUGUUCAUUUGUUAUUUUUCUAGUUCUUAAUGUUGUAUUGUUUUGUAGUUAACUUUUAAAUUCCAAACGUUUUAAAGUUCAUUUUUCAGUUCAAAUUUACUUUGUCCAUUAAUAUGGAAUAGGAACAUCAUUAUCAGGUUAUACGUAAUUUUACAUGCAUCAGAACGUUUUAACAGUCAUAAUUUGCACUAUGCACUGUUUUAUUUGGUACAGAAAACAAAAUGUAAAUAUUUCGUGUGGCUAUGCAACCUUGAAUAAUUACCCAAUAAAAUCCCACAGGUUAUUUCUCCAA